Brassica oleracea var. oleracea is the source of this 306-nucleotide messenger RNA. RefSeq names its product protein RESTRICTED TEV MOVEMENT 1-like. The record is from RefSeq and is a predicted model, not a curated record. NCBI's taxonomy places the organism in Eukaryota, Viridiplantae, Streptophyta, Magnoliopsida, Brassicales, Brassicaceae. The transcript has a single exon. Bases 1 to 306 code for a protein of 101 amino acids.
AUGCACGAAUACAUCACUGGAAUAAGUGGAGAGUAUUACAAAUACAAAGCUAGCAAUUCUCACAUUAGAUCUCUCAAAUUCACUACCAACACUAGUGAAUACGGUCCUUUUGGUACCUCCGGUUCCAGCUACGAAAAAUUAUCUUUUAAACUUGGGAAAUCUUCUCACUUUCGCAGUUUCCAUGGGACUUAUGAUGAUGCAUCCGGACUACACUACAUCGGUGUUUACCUCAGACCAAAGACAGUCCAACCCAAAAACGAUAAAAACAAUGGAGAAGGAAUGGAGUCAAAGAGUGUCUUGGGCUAG